Molecule: messenger RNA, 2294 nt
Organism: Syngnathus typhle (broad-nosed pipefish)
Lineage: Eukaryota; Metazoa; Chordata; Actinopteri; Syngnathiformes; Syngnathidae
Gene: pgm2
Product: phosphoglucomutase 2
Exons: 13
Coding region: 125-1960 (611 amino acids)
Biological process (GO): carbohydrate metabolic process; purine ribonucleoside salvage
Molecular function (GO): phosphopentomutase activity; magnesium ion binding
Source: RefSeq, a predicted model, not a curated record
CUUGAAUGCAGCAAGUACUGCCCUACGAGCUUCGCUAGCGUAAGUGGGACGACACAGUGGGCUCUUCCGCGUCGGAUCGCAAUUGCACUUUGAAACAUCCUCAGUUAUCGGCCACAGCAGCAACAUGGAUAACGGCUUUUCCAAAACCGGGGACACUCAACUGGACCAGGCUGUCACACAAUGGCUGCAAUAUGACAAGAAUCCAAACACCAAGUCAGCAGUGGAGAAACUUUUGAAAGACGGCGCCAUAGAAACGCUCAAGAAAUGUUUCUCAUCCAGGAUGGAGUUUGGUACGGCAGGUUUGAGGGCUGCUAUGGGACCCGGCAUAGCCUGUAUGAACGACCUCACUGUCAUCCAGACCACACAGGGUUUCUGCCGCUACCUAGAAGAACGUUUUGGCAACCUGAAGGAGCGAGGAGUGGUGAUCGGCUACGAUGCCCGAGCUCACCCUCCCAGCGGAGGCAGCAGUAAACAGUUCGCCCGACUUGCUGCUGCUGUGUUCAUCAGCCGAGGGGUUCCUGUGCACCUCUUCUCUGACAUCACCCCUACUCCCUUUGUGCCCUUCACCGUUUUACACCUCGGUCUGUGUGCUGGCAUCAUGGUGACGGCCUCACACAACCCCAAACAAGACAACGGUUACAAGGUAUACUGGGACAAUGGUGCCCAGAUUGUGUCCCCUCACGACAAAGGCAUCUCCAAGGCAAUAGCGGAGAAUCUGGAGCCUUGGUCAGAGUCCUGGAAUACAGAGGGAGCCCUGGAGAGCCCCCUGCUCAAAGACCCUUAUAAGGACAUCCACACUAGCUACUUCAAAGCCAUUCAGAAACACUGCCACCACAGGGAAUUAAACAAGAGUUCCGAGGUGAAAAUCGUCCAUACGUCCGUGCACGGUGUUGGCCACACGUUUGUACAGUCGGCAUUCGAGGCCUUUGACCUUCACCCACCUUAUGCUGUGGCGGAACAGAAAGACCCGGACCCUGAGUUCCCCACUGUCAUAAACCCCAAUCCUGAAGAGGGAGAGGGAGUUCUGACCCUCUCCUUUGCUUUGGCUGAGACGGAAGGGGCCGCUGUGGUGUUGGCCAAUGACCCGGACGCUGAUCGGCUGGCUGCCGCCGAGAGGCAGGAGAGUGGACGCUGGCGAGUGUUUAGCGGCAAUGAGCUGGGAGCAUUACUCGGCUGGUGGAUGCUCCACUGCUGGAAAGCGCAAAGCCCCGAUAGUGGUGCUGUGAAAAACGUCUACAUGUUGGCCAGCACUGUUUCAUCCAAGAUUCUACGUGCCAUUGCGCUCAAGGAAGGCUUCCACUUUGAGGAAACACUGACAGGGUUCAAAUGGAUGGGAAACAGAGCCCGAGAACUUUUGGAUCGAGGCAAGACCGUUCUGUUUGCCUUUGAGGAGGCCAUCGGGUAUAUGUGCAGUCCCUCAGUGUUGGACAAAGAUGGAGUGAGCGCAGCUGCAAUCGCAGGAGAGAUGGUCUCCUACUUGGCUGCUGAGCGGAAGAGUCUCUCUCAGCAACUCACAGCCAUCUAUAAAGAGUAUGGCUACCACUACAGUAAGAACUCCUACUUCAUCUGCCAUGACCAGAAUGUGAUCCGCAGCUUGUUUGAGCGCCUGCGCAGCUAUGAUGGCGGCAAAGACUCCUACCCAAGCAAAUGUGGCCGCUUCUCCAUCACUUCCGUCCGCGACCUGACCACUGGCUACGACAACAGCCAGCCUGAUAACAAGGCUAUUCUUCCCACCUCCCGUUCCAGUCAGAUGAUCACAUUUACCUUCGCCAAUGGGGGCGUGGCCACCAUGAGAACCAGUGGCACUGAACCCAAAAUCAAAUAUUACACUGAGUUGUGUGCAGCCCCCGGUAACAGUGAUUUGGAGCACCUGAAGAAGGAACUGGACCAGCUGGUUGAUGCCAUCAUUGAAAACUUCUUUGAGCCACAGAAGAACAAACUGCAACCAAAGCCAAAAUAGAAGCGAUAUUGUUAAACCACAUCAUGUUUUGUCUGUCUUAACUACAAAUGUGCGUCAUACAGAGCAGGGGACCAGUAGCAACUAGUAACACGCAACAGCAUUCAAUCAGAUCCAAAGCAAUGUUUUCUUAAAACAUAAUUAAGGAGGUUAUUUUUUAACACACUGCCACUUGAGUCUUUCUUUUCUCAUUGCAAAUGGAUUGGAGAGUUUUUUGGGUCAUUGUCAAACUGUCUGAUGUACAAAGUACAAAGUUGCUAGGGCUCCUUUCACAUAAACAGAUAAUCAUUCCUAUUUCCUGUGAGGUAUGUGGUAAUAAACAUUUUAAUUCCUGGUU